CACCAAACGGACCCUGACCGGCUCGUCCGGUGACUGAAACCAAAGUACACAUUUUCUCUCUUUACCUCGGUCGUAAAUACUCUUGAAGUUGCUUUAAAUUCUUCUUCUCUCGACUCCUCGAUCACCGAUCACUCGUUAUCGUCAAGGUGCUGGAAUCAAUGAAGACCAGCAGCAGGAGUAAAGGGACUGUGAGAAAGGAAACAAAAGAAGCAUUGAAGCCUGUAGAUGAUAGGAAGUUGGGGAAGAGAAAGGCGGCGGUCAAGGCAGAUAAAAAGCCAGCUAAGAAGGGGAAGGCAGCUAAGAAAGACCCAAACAAGCCCAAGAGGCCUCCGAGUGCCUUCUUUGUGUUCCUCGAGGAGUUUAGGAAGACUUUUAAGAAGGAAAAUCCUGAUGUCAAGGGCGUCUCAGCCGUUGGGAAAGCUGGUGGAGAGAAGUGGAAAUCCAUGAGUGCAGCUGAAAAAGCUCCAUAUGAAGCUAAAGCUGCUAAAAAGAAGGCCGAGUAUGGAAGUCUUAUGGACACCUACAACAAGAAGCAGGAAAGCUCUGCUGAUGAAGGUGGCGAAGAAUCUGAGAGAUCAAAAUCUGAAGUUCAUGAUGACGAUGAUGAGAGUGGGCAGGAAGAGGAAGAUGAGGGAGAUGAGGACGAGGAAGAAGACGAUGAUGAUGAUGAUUGAGGUUGGAGUCGAACUUGGGCUUUUUUUGUGUGCCUGAUCGAUGGCACUGAUGCUGGAUAUGUAUGCUUAUACUUUUAGCUUAAGUUUGGAAUCUUAAUGGAUUGCCCGUAUCUUUUGUAAUAUGUAUUACGUAAUUCUCAUGCCAGAACAACUCAAAACUCCGUGUGGGCUUGUUUGUUAGUUCUUUUACUGCCCAGCAAAUUUUAAGAACAUAUAUACAUCUUACACCGUAGCUAGUAUGUCGAUGAACGGUUUCUUAGUUUCUAGAACUAUCUAUUUAUUUA
Olea europaea var. sylvestris is the source of this 958-nucleotide messenger RNA. RefSeq names its product high mobility group B protein 1-like. NCBI's taxonomy places the organism in Eukaryota, Viridiplantae, Streptophyta, Magnoliopsida, Lamiales, Oleaceae. The transcript is spliced from 8 exons. The coding region runs from base 159 to 674 and encodes 171 amino acids. The record is from RefSeq and is a predicted model, not a curated record.